Drosophila innubila is the source of this 4562-nucleotide messenger RNA. RefSeq lists its product as uncharacterized. Gene Ontology annotation, molecular function: RNA polymerase II transcription regulatory region sequence-specific DNA binding; DNA-binding transcription factor activity, RNA polymerase II-specific. Gene Ontology annotation, biological process: regulation of transcription by RNA polymerase II. The transcript is spliced from 6 exons. The record is from RefSeq and is a predicted model, not a curated record. Bases 177 to 4130 code for a protein of 1317 amino acids. Lineage: Eukaryota; Metazoa; Arthropoda; Insecta; Diptera; Drosophilidae. Gene Ontology annotation, cellular component: nucleus.
GCAAAAAAAACUAUGUAUGUGUGAUUUCGCUACGAAAAUUCUUUCACCUUCGUACGUAUUUUCAUUUUGAGUUUGCAAACAUUAUCUUGGCAAUUAAAAACUGCCGCUUCACAAUUAAAGAAUGACAACAGUGUUAAGUUCAAACUCAAGAGCACAGGCAUAGGGGCAGUUGAGUUAUGAACAAUCAGGAUUAUGGCGGCAUCCAAUGGAUUCAGCAGCACGCAUCUGCGGUCGACUCCGAGUCCGAUAUGCUGGAAAACGGUGCUGGCGACAGUGAGGUGACUGCAGCCUAUUUGGUAAAUGGCAACGCCACCGACGAAGAUCUCGACCAUAUGGCGGCCGAGAAUCUCAUCUUUAUGGCGCGAGAUGGUCAGCUGAGCGAGAUUAUAGCUGCCAACGAAUCGGGUGGCGGCACAGUUUUAAUCACUGACAGCGGCGUCGCAUAUGCCGAGUCAUUCGAUGAUGACGCACAGGUGGUCACCGAGGAGAUCAUUACCGAUGAUUGGGUGCAGCAUCAAGGCGCCGAACGGGUCGAAAUCGCUGCAGAGCAAAUUGCAGGAAAUGUCAAUUCGCUGGAGCUACUGGAUAUGGAGCAGGAUGAGUAUACGGCCCUGCGUCCCUAUCCUUGUGAUUUCUGUAGCCGGCGAUUCCGCAAGAAGGCAAGCCUCAACAAUCACAUGCUGGCACAUCAAAACGAUCGUCCGCAUCUGUGUAAAUUGUGUGGUGCACGAUUCUCACGUCGCGCCGAGCUCAUCAGUCACUUUAAGGCACAUGCCGAGGCGCAGGAUGCAGCCGAUGCGGAGGCAGCAGCGGCGGCUUCAAUUAAAUUUGAGCCACCGCAGCACAGACAAGUGGAUGAUCAUUUCUACGAACAGGAAUGGCCAUUGUAUCAGGAUCAGGAGCACGAACAAAUACAAGAGCAGCAGCAACAACAACUGGAGCAGGAGCAAGAGCAGGAACAGUUGGCCGUUGCCAGCCAGGUGAUGCAACAGGCCAGCUAUGCAGCAGUGUCAGAUGUGGCCGCACCAACAGCUGCCCGGGGUCGCAUAAGUCGCCUCAAGCCCAAGGAGGAGAGCACGCAGUAUAUUGUGAUUGCUGAGAAGCAGACAUCGGACGACUUGCAACAGUUUGUGGACUGUGAGGAGUUGGCGCCACCGCCACCACUGACAAAUACCAAUGUCAAUGCAACGUCAACUCAAUGCGAUGCCAACAGCUCAACAGACAACAGUCAGGCCAUGAAUGCAUCACGUUUCCCAGUGCUGGAUGAGAGCAAACCCUUUGUGUGUCAACAAUGUGGAUUGGCAUUUGCACGAGAGAAGGCGCUUGUCUCCCAUAUCAAGAAUCAUCGCGUGGACUCGCCGUUUGAAUGCAAUCAGUGCCAGGAGAUGUUCUGGGACAAUCACAGCCUGCAGGAGCAUCAGAAGACACAUCAGUUUGAGGAGAGCAAUUCAGAGUACGAUCCUGCCUCGGCGGGGGAUGACAGUGCCAGCGAAUCGGAGCCAGAUCAGCUCUAUGGUGACUUCUAUUGCAGUGAGUGCGGCAUCUCAUUUCAUAGGCAGGAUCUGCUCCGUCGUCAUGCCAAGCAGCAGCAUAAAUUGGCCGUGACAUCAGCCGUCAACUCUGUCGAUGUGGAGGGCAGUGCAGAUCUGGAUGCAGAUGCAGAUGGUGAUACCGACAAUACCAAAGAUGCGCCGCAUUCUUGUCACACGUGUGGCAAGUCAUUUCCCAGCGCAUUGGAGCUGCUCGCCCAUGCCGAGAUUCAUGCCCGUUUCCCGCCAUUCAAAUGUGUCUUGUGCGGCAUUAGCUUUUACGAGGAACAGGCCAUUAAAAGGCAUUUGCACACUCGUCAUCCGCACGAGUUGAAGCCAAAUUCGUGUGUGCUCUGUGGCAAGGAGUGUCGGGAUCGCAAGGCGUUGAUUAAACAUGCGUGGGAUCAUUCCCGUGAGAAGUGCCACUCGUGCUCCAAGUGCGGCAAGAACUUCCACAACAAGGCGCGUCUGAAGCGACACAUGGCCUCGCAUCGUGAUAAGUCGGUGGUGUGCGAGGUGUGCCACGAGGAGUUCCCCGACGGACGCACCCUUUCCAAUCAUCGUCAUUCGCAUAGCACCACGUCGCCGGGCAAACUGUUUCCCUGCCAUGAAUGCGGCAAGACCUUUGGCUCCCGCAGCUCACAGCAGAUACAUGUGCGCAUCCACACGGGCGAACGGCCCUAUGGAUGCCGGUAUUGCUGGAAGGCCUUUGCCGAUGGAGGUACGCUGCGCAAGCACGAAAGGAUUCACACUGGCGAGAAGCCAUAUGCCUGCUCCGUCUGUCCGCGUGCGUUUAAUCAGCGUGUUGUGCUCAGGGAACACAUACGCUCCCAUCAUUCAGGACUGGAUGCAGUGCGUGGAACGUAUCAUUGCACCGUCUGCACUGCGGAUUUAUCCUCAUCCAAUGAGCUUAUACAGCAUCUCAUCCAACACAGCGACACGAACACAGCCAAACAACGACAACCAAUUACGGGUCCACGUAAAUACAAGCGUCGAAGGAAACUGCAGCCUCAUGAAAUUGCACACAUGCGUGCUGAGAACAAGGAUGGCGAUGGUGAUGGCGAUGAUUAUGUCAGUGAUAUGGAUCUCUGCGAUCUGGAUGUGGAAAAUGUGGACGAUCUCUUUGACGCGGCAGAAACAACGCCACCCAAAAAAGAGAAGCGCAAACGGAAUGCCGCCAGUCAAGGGAAACCAGUGUCAAAUGGCGUCUCAACAUCCGCGCUAAAUAACAAUACAACUCCAUCAGCCAAAUCCGCCAAUGGGAAUCCGGAUCGCCUGUGGGAGGAGAAAUUUCUGCAGUCCAAUGGCAAUGGCAAUGCCAGCAAUCAGUUAAAUGAUGAUGCGUUCAAAAGCUUCUUUCAAAUUGACUCUUUGGUGGUGGUUAAUGAUACCACACUGCAACCUAUAAGCUCAUCCAGUGUUGUCACUGCGCCCAAGACACGACGUAGUGCCAAACACACGCCACAGUUGCCGACGAGCACCAGCAACAGCAACAAGUCAACAACAGCAGCAGGAACAACAACAACUGGUGAUGAUUGUAGCAAGUCCAGUGCCUCAGUAUCGUCAAGCAGUCGCAGCAGCCGUAAGAAAUCAUCCAAGUCCACUAAGAACUCGACCAACACGGCGUCCACUUCGAGCAGCUCGCGUCCUAGGAUGAUACACACAGAAAAGUCACGUGUGCCGCCGGAGAAUGUGUCGAAGAAGACACGAGGAAGGUCCUAUGUGACGAGGACGAGCACCAGCGAGAGCAGCCAGCUGGGUCUGGCUAAGUCGCGCAUUGUGGAUGACUAUGAGAUAAUAUCACCUGCCACACAGCCACCGAAUCAGAUAAGCUCCAGUCCGUUGCACAUCAAGCAGGAACAGGAGCAGCAGCAACAACGAGUGCCUCUCAUGUAUGAUGAUACGCAUCUGUUGAUCGAUGCGGCUUUGUUGCGUGAGAAGACCUAUGAAAAGUUUAAUCCCAGCAUUGUCAAUGAUCUGGAGGAGAUUCUACGUAGUCCACUCAAGCAUGAUCGCAAUUCGCGUCUGCGUUUCACCAGCGAAUCAUCGACAACGCCCCAGUUUCUGCCCGAGGAGGAGCAGAAUCUGAUUAAAAUAGAGCCAACGUCACCGGAUUUGCGUGAAAUGGUGGAGAGCCAGCAGCGUGUCAGCUCAACGGGACAUGCAACCACACCCUCAUCAUCAUCCUCGUCAGCGGCGCGAACUUCACGUCACCUGCGACAGCUCACUGCCAAUUCCAGUUCACGGGCGGGAACGAAACGACACAGCAGCAGCAGUAACAAAACAGUUUCCGCCUCCAGCUCCAAGAAAUCCGCAUCAUCCGGAUCAUCCGUUGCUGUGAGCAAAGCCAACUCGUACCUCAGCUAUGGCGUGGACUCUUACAAUGUGAGUGUUGCUGCCAAUGCCAACUCAUCGGAUGUCAGCUCUGGAUUCUUCUCAAUCUCGGAGGUUGUGUCCGCUGCAGAUGCCGCCGAUGCAGCUGCCAAAGCGGCAGCGGCCAAUAAACCGGAGCGUCGUGCCCGUUGCUAUGAGUGUGAAAUGUGCUCCGCCAAUUUUCCGGAUCGAGCUCAGCUGCUGGAGCAUGUGCAUAUACACAUCUGAAACAAAUGUUGAUGAUAUGGAGAGGGAAUUGUUAUUGGAACUGUUUUGUAGCGCUUGUUAGUGUUUCAUUUCCACAAUCAAGGGAGAAGGAAACAACUUUACUAAUACUAAAAGAAUACUAAACAAACAAAAUACCACAAUUAAACUAAUCAUUAAGUUUUGCUUAAGUUUCUCGCGCAGGAUCGAACGUAUUUUUUGAUACAUUUACGUACAUUUCAAUUACAAAUUGGAUAAAUGUUAUGCGAGAUGAAUAAUAUGUAUAUACAUACAUACAUAUAUCUAUAUUGUAUCAUAGGAACAUCGAAAGAUCGUUGCGUUAUUUAAAUUGCAUAAAGAGCUUAGCUAUAAGGCUUUUUAAAUUUGUACCUCAAUUUUGUUUCUGAAGAAUUGGUAUGCUGAAGUAAAUAAAUCUAUAAUGGUUUUUCAUUUAAA